CUCUCUAUACAUAUAUGGGGUUUUGUUCAACAAAAACAUUACCCGCCUGAACACCAUUUUCGCAUUUUGCACUCACUCGAACCUUCAAAUUUGAGAUAAAUUCACCUCAAAUUCACCUCCAAAUUCAAAUUCAAUCAUUUCCGAUUCAUAAAACAGUUACAAAUUUCAUUCCUGUAGCUCGUAGAGCGAGAAUUUAGGGUUUUUGUUCAUCGGAGAAGAUGACAGCAACGGAUUUUGUUCAUUCUCCAUGGAUUCCUGAAGACGAUCAGUUGCUCAGGACUUCUAUUGAGAAUGGAGCUUCUCUCCAAUCACUUGCUAAAGGGGCAGUAAAGUUUUCUCGUAACUUUACGCUUCGCGAACUUCGAGAUCGCUGGCGUUCUCUUCUCUUUGAUCCGAAUGUUUCUAAUCAAGCUGCUGCCCACAUGGUUGAAUUUGAAUUAGACAAUUUAAGAGGGGAAAAGGUCCCUGAAAAGAGAAAACAUGGAAGCGUACGCAGACAUUAUAACGCCAUGCGAAAAAGAAUAAAAAACGAUUUUCUUAGCUCUCAAAAUCUUCGGUUUUUUGACAACCACCAAGAACAUAAAUUUGAAGGCCAUGGUACAACCAAUGACGGUGACACUAUGCUAGACGAUUGUCUUGUAAAUAGUUUAGGGUUCGAGGAAAAAGAUUUCGAGAUUUUACGACAGGCGUUUCCGGAAUCAUUAGGGAGUAUACCUACUAAUGCUACUACCGUCACAACUACGGUUGUCGAUAAUCCCGCUAAUGUUUUUCAUUUGGAACGAUGCAAUAAGUCGGCUGAAAAUGUAGAUGUAUCCUCUUCACAAAAUGAAUCGAUGAUGAAAAAUGCUACGUGUAUCGAUAAACCGGCCCCAUCAGAAACUCCUCCCAGUGAAAAACUUACGAAAAAUGAUAUAUUUGGAGGGAAACAUCAUUUUAACUCCCCGAUUUCAGACGGUAGCGCGUCGUUUCACACAAUCGGGGGGUUUCCGUCACCGUCAACUAGGGUGCCACUGUGGAAGACGAUGGAAGAUAUCCGUGCACCCGAUAUGCCAGUUGAUGAGAACAAUGCGGAAAGUCAUCGGGUUGUAGAAGAAGCGUUAACGCUCCAUGAUGAUACGAGUUUGCCGGAGCUUGAUGGGGCCCACCUAGGGUCCAUAUUGGGAGACAGACCUCACGGUUUAAUCAAUUGUAUUGAGUAUACCGAUUCGCUUCUCAACUUGUCAAACGAGGAUGAUAUUCUAUUAAUGGACGAAGAUGCAAAAGACGCAAGCCCGAACGUAGAGAUUCCUGGUAAUCAAUGUUCCGAAGAAUCGAAAGAUUCAUUAUUUUACGAUGAGCGUGACGUUUGUCAUCAGGAGGUUAACGAAGGGGAAAUUAUUUGCACGUUAAACACGGAAGACUCGGAUAUACCAUGCAAUGAUGAUAUUUUCUUGCUGAUUCACCCCUCUACUCAAUUUGCUCCUUCGGUCAAACCGCAAGUCGCGACAGAUCGUAUCGGUCCAUUAUCGUCGUCAUCACUCGAGAAGGAUGGUGAACAGGGGCUAAUUACAAAAGGGAAAGAUCCACUGAGUUUAACGCAGUCACUUACGGGUGGACUGAAUGCAUUGCCGGACUUUGUUUCUCUCCACUCACUUGCUGGCUCUGCGUUCAAAUACAAGCUACCGGAUGGUGAAUAUCAGGGCCCACUUCCUGGAAAGGCUAACGAUGUUGGAAAUCGUAGUCAAACUAUGCCUGUUCAUACACCGCUAGAGGUUAAUGGGAAUGGAAAGCUGGAGGAAGAUGCUAGUAAAGUGGAACCUCAGGGUUUAACCAGCUCAGCGAUGCCUAGAGAGACGCCAUUGCCUUUAGAAGUUGACUCCGUCAAAACGACUGAUCUAGCACCAAUGGAUGAUUCUUACAUUAGUGAUAACAAUAACAACUCUGAUAGUGACAGUGACAUACCUUACUUUUCUGACGUCGAAGCUACGAUACUUGAUAUGGACUUGCUCCAGAGUGAUAAGUCAUAUUUCAAUAGCGAAGUUGCAAAGUAUCGAACUGAUGAUGCUAUAAGGAUGGCAAUGAGGCUCGAACAGUCAGCUCGUUCUUCGUUUCAGAGAAUCAUGUCAUCCCAUAAAGCCCUUGCCGCCUUAUCUAGCCGUCAUUUGACGCACUAUAUCAAGAAAGCUGAGGUCACAAUCGGAAGAUCUACCGAUGACACUGAGGUUGAUAUUGAUCUCAGAAAAGAAGGCCGUGCCAACAAGAUAUCUAGGCGGCAGGCUAUCAUAAAGAUGGAAACAGAUGGAUCAUUCAGUCUCAAAAACCUUGGGGGCUCUUCAAUCGCAAUAAAUGGCGAAAAAGUUGCUCAUGGAGAAGUGGUUGCACUUGCUUCAAGUUCUUUUAUUGAUAUAAAGGGAAUGUGUUUUGUUUUUGACAUCAAUGACAAGUAUGUGAGACGUUUCUUGGGUAACAAGCCAAGCUAGAGUAGUCCGGUAAAACAACGUUUGAACAGUUGUUGCAUGACUUCCAAACCAUGAGAGGAAGAGUAUCUAUUUUAAGUGUGCCCUUCUCAUAUUCCUUAGGAUGUAUGUGUAUGUUGCCCCAUAAAUAUGCAAUUGUGUAGAUAUGUAAUAUACAAACAUGGUUGCUCAUUCUAUUUAAUCUUGGGGACAUAUAUGAUGAAUAUAAAUGUGAUAUGGUGAUUAAUCAUAUUUGUUAUGAAAAUAACAAAAGUAUGCUUACCCAUGUCUUUUUUAUUUUUAUUUUCAUAUAA
Molecule: messenger RNA, 2749 nt
Organism: Helianthus annuus (common sunflower)
Lineage: Eukaryota; Viridiplantae; Streptophyta; Magnoliopsida; Asterales; Asteraceae
Exons: 8
Coding region: 219-2459 (746 amino acids)
Biological process (GO): positive regulation of transcription by RNA polymerase II
Cellular component (GO): NSL complex; MLL1 complex; Ino80 complex
Molecular function (GO): G-quadruplex RNA binding; protein binding
Source: RefSeq, a predicted model, not a curated record